AUGAGGCGUGAGUUCAAGUUGUUUGGAGCUCGUUUAUUUUUGGGAAGCUUGACAUGGAAAACUGCAAAGUCACGUUUUUUGAACUUUGAAAUACUUCCGGGCCCAUUUCAUAAUGAAUUUAAACUAUUGGGCGUUGUUUGGAACGAACGAAAGCAAUGGACGAACACAGUGAGAGGGGAAAUCACGAAAGCUCGUAGGCGUGAUGUCGUCGAUCCAUUGCGAGAAGGUUCAUCUACGGGGCUUGACGAGGCGAAGAAAGAAGAUGGGGAGAAGCAGCGAGGCUGCUUUCAUCCUCGUCUGGCUUUGAGAUGUGAAGGAAGGUACGGUCCGAUGGGGGUCCGGAAGGUACGGUCCGAUGGGGGUCCAGUGAGGUGUCGCGAGCAACAGCAGUGGCGAAGACGAGGUCCUCGUAGGUCGUUCGUCGGUGGGAAGAAAAAAAGACGGAGCGAGGGGCGAAAAGGGAAAGCGAUUUCGGGAUUUUCAGAUCGACGGUUUUGUGUGGUUAAGGGGUUGAGAAGGAAAAGAGAAACAGAAGCAGCGGUGCUCCUCGUGGUCUCGGUGUGUGCAACGAGGGCUGCUCAAGCAGCUCCUCGGCUGUUUUCUUCAGUUCCGAUGGUUGCAGAAGGAGAAGGAAGAACAAUGGAGUUUGAUGUCCCAUUGGUUUCACUGAUUUCACAAGAACAACACCUCCUUUUGAGGAGCGAAGAAAGAAGAAUAGGGAGCACCUCCACCGAUUUGGUGGUUCAUCACAGUAGUGGAGUGGCAGGGGCUAUUCUGGCAACCUCUUCACCACUUCGUUUUCUUGUUCCGGUUACUGUCGUGAGAGGGGAGGAAGGUAGAAAGAAAACGACAACAGAGGGUGUUUGGGUUGCUUGGUGUGUCGUAAAACAGUGGGAGAAAAUGGAGGGGGUUGCUGCCUUGGCUCGCCGGAAACCACUAGCAAACACCUCUGGUGGGGGUGUUUUUGUUGCACCUCGAAGACAAGAGAAAAAUAAGUGA
Lactuca saligna is the source of this 999-nucleotide messenger RNA. The record is from the annotation of a GenBank genome assembly. Lineage: Eukaryota; Viridiplantae; Streptophyta; Magnoliopsida; Asterales; Asteraceae.